Messenger RNA from Acytostelium subglobosum LB1, 2529 nucleotides. RefSeq lists its product as hypothetical. The annotation marks the transcript as partial. The record is from RefSeq and is a predicted model, not a curated record. NCBI's taxonomy places the organism in Eukaryota, Evosea, Eumycetozoa, Acytosteliales, Acytosteliaceae. The transcript has a single exon.
AUGUCAAGUAAUGAGGAUGAAGGAGGACAGGUCAUAUUAUGGCCAAGAAUCAAACAUCUUCAGCCAAUGACUCAACAACAACAACAGACAAUAUUGAAUGUAUUUCAUAAUGUUGUAUUGUUGAGAUCAAUAAUGUCAAUGAUCAGUGAUAUCAAUCAUAAAGAGUUUGUCAAUAGAUUUAUGAAGGCACAUCUCGCCAAGCCAAAGUAUACACAGCUCAAAGUUGGUGGCAGCUCCAUUGUCAAAACCUCGCCAUAUAUCUAUCGACACAAGUAUCGACAUUGGAUUGAUGGCGAGUCCAUCAUCAACAGUCGACACUUUGGACUGCUACGCGAUCGUCUUCGCCGUGGACUUCACAUUGUUCAAGAUGACGGCAGCGAAUCCAAGAAGGGGGCCGAGACCGAGGUCGAGGACUUGAUCAAGCUGGCAUGCCGAACACAUAUGAGCAACAAUGAAGAGACGUUCGAUUUGUUAUAUCAACGCUACUCUUCAAAGUUUGUUGACCCAACUCUGCUCGAUGAAGCUGUGAUGUCAGACUCAUUGCACAAUAUUAGGACACUCCUGCGACACAACUCCAGCAAGUACAACAUCAAUAUGAACAUGAUACUGCAAGCCAUCAAGCAAAAGAGGUUCGCACUGCUUCAGUGCUGGGCAGAGUUUGUCAACACACCAGCAAACGAGGUCACGCUGAGAGAUCUUAUGAAGGAGAGUCGCGAGAUUGCCAAGUAUCUGUUCGCGGGGAGACCUUUCCACGUGCGCAAUGUGCUCGCCGCACUCCCCACUGAGUUGGCCUGCGCAAUCAAGUCCCAUGCACGUUACUCAUCGUUGGACAUUGUGAUGACUGGCGAUGUGCAGUACAUUGAACAACUGUUGGUGGACGAUCUGAUACCAGCUUACGAACCUAAAGAGGGAGUCAAGCACAUUCCCAUCCCAUACACGAUCAGAGUGGACCCAGCACAACAACUCGAACACAUACAACGUUUGGUCGACUACCUGGUCAUCAAGCCCAAUGACAAGAUUGCGAUGCAAGCACCAGACGAUCUCAUCCUAUCAUGCAAACUACUUAAAGAUCUACUCGGCGACAAGGACUAUGAGUCGAUGCUUCCAUGGCCUUUGAGUGACGAGGACAAGAUAAUGUACAUCAAGAUCAUCUUAAAACCUGGAAUUGGCAUUCGCGAGAGCACAUUCAAUGACAUGUUCAAGAGAUAUGUGUCGACAGGUGACUGUUCACUCCUGCCCCUGCUCAUUCGGGUUGCACCAUAUAGUCUGGAAUUGGCGCCAUCACUAUUCAAUGCAAUCUUACAUUAUGGAACAACGACACAGUAUAAGAUCGCCGAUCGAUUGAUACACAGUGUGCCCGUACACUCUGAUACAUAUGCCAACACUCGGUCGAUCAUUCAAAGGAUUGAUCGACUUAUCCAUCGCUUCAUUGUUGAAGACAACAGCGAUGUUGACAGGCAACUCCAGAUGAUCAAGUGCAUCAAUGAUCAAGUGGAAAGCAAGGUUGUGAAACCAUGGCAAGGUGUCUUGGUGUUUGAUGGCGCACCCGCCAUCCUCGAGUUCCUCCUGUCCACAAACAAUCGAGUAUUGCCAAUGGAUCCUGGAAAGACCAAUCUGGUCGUCCACAAUCAUACCAACUUGCAGAUGGUGCUCAGUAGCGUGAUGCGCCCCAGAAUGCAUACGCUCUCCAUGGCAUACCUGGCGAUCAUGUUGAGCAAACCAGACAUGUUGGAGCUACUGCUGCUAGAGCUCAAAGACAAAUACUACAUCGAAUUGCUACUGUUUGCCCUCAAGCUGAGACCAAACUAUGCCAUCAUCGACAUGCUACUCAACAAGCCAAUGAAGAUGUCCAACUCACUAUGGUAUGCGAUGGGUUCGAAUGGCAAUGUUGACACCCUGGCAAUGAUCGUCAAACGAUCGUCCUCAAAGGUAAAUCUACCAGAGAUCAACAGCUUGAUGAUAGGUGCAAUAACCAUGCACCAGUACACUCUGCUCAAGUAUAUGUGCUCGACGCCAGAGCUCUGCCCUCCCCUUCGAAACUAUGAUGUUCACAAGUUUGCCAUCAAACACUCGCUCGAGUUACUGCAAUGCAUAUGCGCAAUCAAGCCACCAUUACAAGACUGGACCAUGGUCGAAGCUGUACUCAACGACAAUGACACAAAGUUAGUGCUCUCGUCUGACAAGCUGUUGCUUGACAGUCCAAUACUGUCACUGAUCGCCUUUGCUGUGGAGAGAGGAAAGACAAGGGCAUUGGAUUACCUAAUGGACAAGGAGGUAGGAGAGACAGAGAAUCGUGACCGAGUCAAGUCCAUCUUGUUGCCGCGACUAAUCAAUGGAGUUGUCAAACGCGGUGACACUACAAUGCUCAAUCAUCUCGUUAAGAACAUUGGUGUACAACAGUCUGUGGAGGACUCCUCCUCCUCCAACAACAACAACAACAGCAGUUUGAAGCGAAGUCGAUCAACUGGCGAUGAUGGCGAUGAUGGCGCCAUCGAUGGCAAUGAUAACAAGAUGGCAAGAACACAUAAA